AUGAUCAAAGAUGGUAAAAUUAGUAACUAUCAGUUCAACAAACAUAUUGAUGAGUUCAAUGAACUCUUAUUGCGAAAUUUGAGGUUAAUUCCAUCGUACUCGAAAUCAGGAGGAUCAGAUGCAAAUCUUGAUAUAAUCAAUAAUUAUAAAAAGGAAUUGAAUUCGAACACUAAGAAUCUGAAGAAGACUUACAUAUUAACAAGGAUAUGUCUUUCUGGAUCUUAUUUACCUAAUUGUUUGCUUAUUGACUUUACGUUAUCAUACGACGAUUUUUAUAUGGUUCCUGUAUUAUAUUUCCGUGCAUUUAAAGAUAAUAGUAAGUCUACUAGUGGAAACAUAGAUGAGACUAGAGUCACUCCUAUAGUUUCUACAGAAGAGCUUGUUUCGAACUAUUAUUCAGUUUUAGGGUUAAGUAGUGACCUGAAUUUGGGCCCUACCGUAACUUUGGAUUCACAUCACUUAAUAACUGAUAGUAGUGUCUGGUUUUACGUGCAUCCUUGUGAAACGCUACAUAGAUUAAGAGAGUUCAUGGAAGCUGACAAUUGUUUAUUACCUUGUGACAGUGAACAACUCCAAGUUGUAAAAUACCUAAGCAUUUGGUAUGCAACUUAUAGUCUUGGUGGAAUAUUUCCAUCCAUCAGUUUAAGACCCACUUCGCAACCGUAA
Molecule: messenger RNA, 666 nt
Organism: Debaryomyces hansenii CBS767
Lineage: Eukaryota; Fungi; Ascomycota; Pichiomycetes; Serinales; Debaryomycetaceae
Exons: 1
Coding region: 1-666 (221 amino acids)
Molecular function (GO): ubiquitin-like protein transferase activity
Source: RefSeq, a predicted model, not a curated record